Molecule: messenger RNA, 4239 nt
Organism: Hemibagrus wyckioides
Lineage: Eukaryota; Metazoa; Chordata; Actinopteri; Siluriformes; Bagridae
Product: opsin-5-like
Exons: 4
Coding region: 271-1311 (346 amino acids)
Biological process (GO): visual perception; G protein-coupled receptor signaling pathway
Cellular component (GO): membrane
Molecular function (GO): G protein-coupled receptor activity
Source: RefSeq, a predicted model, not a curated record
UAAGGGCGCACGCUCGUGCGCACGCACACAAGCGCGCUGUACCCAAUAAAUCUGGCUCUAAAUCGAUGGCAGCGCAUCUGGUGAGAAGACUCACUGGAGAAUGUCUUAGAGACAUAUAGAGAAUCAUUGAAGAGUCGGCUCUUAACCUUCACCUGAAAGAGAGUCGACCUGUUCGCGAAUGACACUAUACUGGAUAAUUACGCAAAUCUGCUCCUUCACUCCGUUUUACACUCUCUGGGAAAGCAAAAAAAUUAAUAAAUCCAAUUUCUAAUGGAUAUCUAUUCUUCCAAACUUUCUCCAGCGGUGGAUUAUGGAGCCGGGGCCUUUCUGCUGUUCAUAGCUAUUUUGUCCAUUGUGGGGAAUCUCCUGGUCCUUUUAAUGGCAUACAAGAGAUCAUCUCAGAUGAAGCCCCCAGAGCUCCUCAGCGUGAAUCUGGCAGUGACAGAUCUUGGUGCAGCAGUCUCAAUGUACCCUCUUUCUGUAGCCUCAUCAUGGAAUCAUUCCUGGUUAGGGGGUGAUGCCACCUGUAUUUACUACGGCUGGAUGGGGUUCUUCUUUGGUGUAGCCAGUGUGGCGACCCUGACAGUCAUGGCUAUAGUGCGCUUCACUGCAUCCACGACCCUACAGUCUCACCCGGAGAUAAUUAAUAAAAGGACGGUGCAGGUGUUGUUGGCAGGCACGUGGCUGUAUGCAUUCUUAUGGGCAAUGUUUCCUUUGAUCGGCUGGGGCGCGUAUGGCCCCGAGCCCUUCGGCCUGUCCUGCACUCUGGCCUGGGCAGAAAUGAAAGAACACAGCCCAUCCUUUGUUAUCAGCAUGUUUACCAUGAACCUGGCCAUCCCAGCCAUCAUCAUCAUUUGCUGCUACUUUGGCAUCACCCUCCGACUCCAUUUCUCCUACAAGUCUCUACAGAAUGGCAACAUCAUCCAGAACAAAGUUAAAAUGCAGCGCCGGCUCAUGUUGAUUGCGAUUCUAAUCAGCGCUGGUUUCAUCGGUUGUUGGACUCCCUAUGGGAUCGUGAGCUUAUGGUCGAUCUACUCAACUUCCUCCAUCACUCCUUUUGUCAGUAUGUUGCCCUGCCUCUUUGCCAAGACUUCCACUGUGUACAACCCGCUAAUCUAUUACACCUUCAGCAAGCCAUUUAAACAGGAGGUAAAUCAGUUUCUUCAGGCAUGCAAUACAUCCCAGGCAUGCCGUGGCUCUAAGCCAAAUAACCUCCCUGAGAAUACAAUCUACAUGGUGUGUGAAGGAACCACAGUCAGAGAAGAGCUACAGAUGGAGCAGCUGGUUCGAAAGCACGGAGACAUAUGCUGAUACACAAUUUAUGCCUAUGGAAUAUCAAUAACUCUGGGAUUUCUUUUUAUUCAUGUCUGCUUGUUUAACUUUUGGUUAUAUGAUGUAAAACCUAACAGGGUAAAAGUUAAAGUUAACCUGAUGCUCAAUUAGCCAUGAUAAGUUGGCAUUAUUGGGCACACUAAUUUGAAUUAGUAGUAAUUAUUAGAAAUUUACUACUACUAAAAAUAAUACUAAUAUUUGGGAAUAUGGGAGUGAAAUAUUUUAAAUAUAAUUUAUUCUGUUUAUUUUCAAGAAAGGUGUUUCAGUGAUAAAAUGUUUCUUCUCAUUUUGCAUGAUUUUGGAUAACCUUAUUGUAUAUUGCUUGAUGGUCAAUGAUUUUGUCUUAAGACUGGAUCCAAAAAAAAAAAAAAAAAGGAAUUAUGUAGCAGAUGUAUUGUGAAGUACAGGAGAACAAACGGGUUGAUCAAGUGAUCUGAUUAUUGGGUUUGUGUCUUUACUAUUGUGGCAGCGUUGGCUUUUCACUGAGAGAUAUGCAAAUAUUGUAAUUUAUUUAUUAGCUUGAAUGUUUUAAAUGGAUCGGUUGUACUUUGACCAAACUUGUCGUUUUGUAGUUCUUUUAAUAUGGUUUACUUUGAUAGAGCAAGAAAUAAGCGGUGUCAUUCCACACACUGGUCUAUGUGCACACAUUAUUGUUCUAGUGUUCACAAUGGGAGAAGUCUUUCUUUAACUUACCUGUUAAGCGAAUACAGCCACUUUGUUGUCGUCAGUAUGCUCGCCUUUUUUUUAUUUCAUUAAAUUGGAUAUGUUAUGCAGGUUACAUAAAAACAUCUACUGUGUACAUUAGAGAAAUAACAAAACAAUCAGCUAGGCAUACAAUAUGUACAAAAAUUGUGCUUAAUAUUGUGUUAAAUUGUUCCUACAUUGUCAGUACUGUGUGCAAAUAUUUUCAGGUCAAAAAAUGGUUCAUGGCUCGCUCUCAUACUUCGUAAGAACAGUCUUGUCUAGAUAUAUUUGCAACAUACUGAACAUAUUCUGCUUGAUGCAUCACCAGGAACGCUAUUUGAUAAACAGUAAUUACAGUGGCUGAAAUAACAGGCUUUAUAACAUAAUCACUGUGAACUACAUAAGAAUUUGGAGCAGCCAUACAAAUUGCUUCAUGAAUAACAAUGAUCACCCUCCAGUGGUGCAAUAAUUGCAAAAUUAUUAUUGAUUGCAAAAGAGAGCAGCACAGUGUUCCUCUAGUCUGUGUAAAUACUUCAUUUUAGACUGAGAGUGCAAAGGAGACCACGAUGAUUCGUUUCCUAAUCUCAGCUAACCUUUUUAUCUGUUGAUCAGUAUGUAUAUUCAUUUUCUUUUUCGCUUAUUUUAGUGUAAAAUCUAUCCAUUAGAUGAAAUGUGGAAAUGUAAGAAUUAUUCACAGCAACAUGCACGUUUUCUAGAGAAUUUCACACGGCCAUCCUGGCAUUACUAAAGCUAUUACAGACAUUAUAAUUUGCCAGUUAGAUAAACCCACGCAGCAUCACUGUAUGAACCCACAUUGCUUCUUUACGUUGCUAAUAACAAGUAUAAUUCCCCUAAUUGCUGUAAGCAUUCUGUUCUUAAUACCUGGCAUCAACAGGCUAUUCAGAACUGUCCGCAUAAUAGAUUCACCUUUGAAAUUGAUUGCAUCUGACCAUACUGAAGGUUAAAGCAAUUUUGCUAACCUUCAUUUCAGCGUCCUGAAAAGAAUGGCAUUCAAACAGCCCUAUUGACGAUUCCUCCUUAUGCAGCAACAUGCCGCUUCUACUACACACAUACUCAGCGUAAUAAUUACUUUUACUAAGACCUCUGUCUAUUCAAAAGAUGUUAUCAAUGAUGGAUCAAUAGCAAGAGAAAUCCAAAUGAAAGGUCUUCAUUUUAACGACUGUUUCGUGUGAAAGUGAGAUUAGAGCUAAGACCCAACUCCUUUUAGGUGGCUUAAAAGCUUAUGCUGUCAUUUUACUGUGUAUUAUUGAUCUUCAUGGGGGUGCAGUGGGGAGCAUUACCACCUAACAGUGUAGGUAGACUGUGCAACACCAUGCUGUUAUCAUACAUCAAUCAGCAGGGGGGGGAAACAUUGGUGAAAAUGUUGAGAUGGACAAACAAGCCCUGGACGUGGGCAGAUGCUUUGUUAACGGAAAGUUUAAUAUCUAUACAUUUCCUCUUGGUUAUUCUGAUCAGGCAUAUUCUCUCUCUCAGUCUCCCAUCAAGCCUUCAUUUCCUCAGAAUCUGUUAUGCAGCAAUUUGAAAUGAUGUGGUUGGCUCGCUUCACAUGCCUUAGAGGAAACGCGUGUUAACCUCUGACCUCCCAGGUUAGUAGCUGUCUUGUGAUGAGGGAGAGCUACCUGGUGGGUGGGAAAUGGCCAUGAUAUGUCUGCGACUAAAUUAGGAAGAAAAUUGAGAGAAAAUCAAUGGGGAAAAAAUUGAAAGAAAAUCAAUGGGGAAAAAAUCAGAUACUACAUGUAGUAUCUCUUCAGUUGUGUUCAGCUCGAGUGCACAAAGCCGUUAAAAAAGGAACUACCAAAUACUAAGAAAUGCUCAAAUGCAUAGAAAUAUUUUUAAGAUCCUACUGUACUUUUUGCUCAAGAUGCUGCUGAUAAUAUCAGCUGUAAUGAAAGCUUUUGUGUUAAAUUGAAAGAGAAGGCCAAACAGAAGCAUUUGCAGUAGUUUCUAUUUCUAUUCUGUUGAACCAGCGUUAAUCUAUUCAUUGACAGAGACUUUAAAGCACUUUUGUACGUCGCUCUGGAUAAGAGCGUCUGCCAAAUGCCAGAAAUGUAAAUGUAAAUGAUUUUACACACACACAAAAAAAAAAAAAAUCACAUACAGUAGUUCGGAAAAGGAAGCAGCUAUGAAGUUUGAGUGCACUUCAACAAAGUGAACACAAACACAUUUUACUUUAUUACUGGGUUUAUGAAAGGGAAGUCAGAU